Molecule: messenger RNA, 2639 nt
Organism: Oryza sativa Japonica Group (Japanese rice)
Lineage: Eukaryota; Viridiplantae; Streptophyta; Magnoliopsida; Poales; Poaceae
Source: RefSeq, a predicted model, not a curated record
UGUUUGGGUUGGGCCAAAUCUCUGUGUCGGACGUAAGUCGGGCCGUCGGGGUACGAGCCUUUGGCGAACUGGCUUUAAUUUGUAUGCAUUUUUCCUAAGCUAAUAAAGUCAAUCUUACCUGAAAAUUUAAUUUAACAAAGAAAACCCUGAUACACAGUAGGUUCCAUUCGCUGCGGCUGGCGGGCUGCAGCAGCAAGCUAGCACAUACGGUUUUUCUUUUCUUUUUCUUUUUUUUCAUUUGCUGCUGCAGCAUAGCCACAGCGCUGUCAAAGAUUGGGCUCCCAACAAACGCAUAAAUACCCACACUGCCACACAGACGCAAAAACAAAUAUACUACAUUUGUCCUAAGUUCAACAUUUCAAUAUUUAUAAAUUCAUAUAGUUUAACAUCAUAAGUUUUAUAUUCUCAAAACUUGUCGUGAGAAAUGCUUUCUUAAUAUUCAGUUCAUAUGUUGUUAAACUAUACAAGUUUCUAAGAAUUAAUGGUUUGGUAUAGAAAUAUUUGAUUUGGGAUAAACCUAAAAUGAUGUACUACCAUAAUAAAAAUGUCCAGUACCAUUAGGUUGGAAAGAAAGUGAGCUUAGAGCACAACCAAAUUAAUCUAACUAGUGUUGAUUUUUUUUUAAAAAAAAUUGCUAGUGUUACUAAAUUUCUAGUGUGUACUAUAGUAGUAUAUACUAACAGUUAGCAGAAGCAAUAGUUAAACUGCUCACAGUUGUGUACAUCAAAUUUGUAUUAGUGUACAUUAAAUCUCACGCUAGUACUUGAUGGACUCUCAUUCUGUCGUGCUUAAUACAGCAACAAAUAAAGUCAAUAAGCGUAAGCGAUGAAGAAAAUGGAUGGUGUGGCAGAGAUAUUAAGCAGGAAGAACACACAACGGCUCUUCUUCAAUUCGGAGAUGAGAAUCAGACAGACACCACCGAGAUCGACGCGAUGAAGACGAUCGAUCGCCGACGGCAGCCGUAGCCGCCGCCGCCCCCUAAGCCGGCCGCCGGAGCAGCCGCCUCCAUCCCCUCGCGAACCGCCGGCCUUCAGUUGGGUCACUGAAGAGUAAAAGACCUUGUUAGCAGACAGCGAACGCAAACUGCGCUGUUUAAUUUACUUGCAGUUCUCAAGAGAAAUAAUUAAACAGUGAGAAUGAGAGCAAACCCCAUUGUGACCGCAUUAUCUGCGGCGGUAUUUGGAUUCUUCAUUGGCAUUUCUUUUCCAGUACAGAUCACACCACAGCUUCAGUGUGGCUUAUUACCUUGCAGCAGUGGUGAUGGUGCGAACUACAGCUUUAGUGGCAGCAGCAUGAUAGGCAUACUGUGGUCACCAUUCAGAAACACCACUAUCCUGUCAAAUGGCACUUCAGAGAAUCCUGCGUUGACAAAGCCGAAAGGUGCAGAGAAGCUACCACCAGGAUUAGUAGUUACAGAGUCUGAUCUUCACAUGAGACGGCUGUGGGGAUCACCAAGGGAGGACGUGGCGACUGGCAAGUACCUUUUGGCACUCGCGGUGGGAUACUCUGAGAAAGCCAAUGUGAAUGCAACUGUUCUCAAGUUCUCUGAUAAGUUCGACGUGGUUCUGUUCCACUACGACGGGCGCACGACUGAAUGGGAUGACUUGGAGUGGUCGAAGCAGGCUGUUCACGUCAGCGCCAAGAAGCAGACCAAAUGGUGGUUUGCAAAGAGGUUCCUGCAUCCGAGCAUCGUGGCGCCAUACGAAUACAUCUUCUUGUGGGACGAGGAUCUGGGAGUCGACAACUUCACCGCGGAAGAGUACGUGAAGGUGGCGAAGAAGAAUGGGUUGGAGAUAUCGCAGCCAGGAUUGGACAGCACAAGAGGGAAGAAGACGUAUGAAGUCACCGUUCGAAGAAACGACGGCCGGGAAAUGCACAAGACGAAUGAGGGAGGGCGUUGCCCUGAUGUGCACCAACGACCCUGCAGCGGGUUCGUGGAGGUGAUGGCGCCCGUCUUCUCCAGGGAAGCCUGGACAUGCGUCUGGCACAUGAUUCAGAAUGACUUGGUUCAUGGCUGGGGUCUGGACUUCAAUUUCUGGAGAUGCGUCGACAAUCCUGAAGAGCAGAUCGGCAUCGUGGACGCGCAGUACGUGUCCCAUCAUGGAGUUCCCACGCUCAUUGCCCAGGGUAACGGUGAACAACAAGGAAGCAGCGAAAAGGUUCGAGCCCGACAAUGGGCGGAGAUGCGCACCUUCCACGACAGAAUUUCCAACGCCGAAAAGAAGCUUGGGGAUUCGUCGCAGGCACUAGAAGAGUAUCACCCUUGAACUUGGACAUAUGCAACCACCAACACUUAAUUGUUUGCAUAGUUCAGCACUGGCAUCACAUGCAUCUUUUUUUCCCAAAUGAAAUUAAGCGAGAAUAUAUAUAUAUAGAGAGAGAGAGAGAUGGAGGCAUAUAUCCCUAGCUAUAUAUAUACGCGUACAUGCUGAAGACUGCGUGAAGAAUUGAAGAGAUAUUACCAAAUUAACUGCACACACUUCCUUUUCAUCAUUGAUUCUUCCCGCCAUUUUUUUUUGUGAAUUAUCUAUGGUCACUGACCGAUCAUGUAUGAAUUAUCACGCGUUUGUAUACUUUUCAUGGUCAAUUUCUCUGAAAGAGAUACACACAGAUAUCUUAAAGAUGGUGAAAUUGUUGUA